This is a messenger RNA of Peniophora sp. CBMAI 1063, 624 nucleotides long. NCBI's taxonomy places the organism in Eukaryota, Fungi, Basidiomycota, Agaricomycetes, Russulales, Peniophoraceae. The record is from the annotation of a GenBank genome assembly.
AUGUCCGGCAAAGAUCGCGUUCUCAAUGUUGACCAAGCCGGUGUUGUCGCUUCUAUCCUUUGCAACGAAUUCCUGCCCAUCAUACGCCAGAAUGACCCCGAGUUGUCUGGCUUCGCCGUCGUCAGGAAGUGGGUGUCCGACCGCCUGACCCUUCUUCUGUCUACCCAUCCCCUCUUCCUGACGGACGAACUAACAGAGGCACGUCUGCUUCGAGUGGCUGCCAAUACCCAUUUUCGCAACUUUUAUCACAGUCUUCGAGUAGAGGAUACUUCGCUUGGUGACUCGGUGUUGCACUAUGCUUCGACAAGGGUGAUGCGCACGAGGAGCGUUUCUCGCAAGGCUGGUUCGCAUACGGACCGCCUCUCGUUGCCAUCCCCUGUGGUCGGUGAAAACAAUGUAUUCAUCUCCCAGGGUUACAAGUUCAAGCUCAAGAAGCGGCUACAGACCAGCUGGUAUGUACACUUAAAGGACUAUCAGGACUGCGGUGGUUGUGUGAUUAAGCCAAGUAAAUUCAACGAUCGCAAGGAAAUCCUGUUGAUGACUAUCAUCGCACGCGACCCAGAGUGGCUGGCCAAUCAAGAGGAUAUGGCGAAAUAUGUCAUAGGUCGUCCACGAGAGUCUUGA